Mucor mucedo is the source of this 333-nucleotide messenger RNA. RefSeq lists its product as uncharacterized. NCBI's taxonomy places the organism in Eukaryota, Fungi, Mucoromycota, Mucoromycetes, Mucorales, Mucoraceae. Bases 1 to 333 code for a protein of 110 amino acids. The transcript has 3 exons. The record is from RefSeq and is a predicted model, not a curated record.
AUGCUUGGAUACUUUGUGAUUACUCUUCUCAAAACGAAAUCUCGCAAUGAUGUUGAACGUUUUAGAACACUCAGUUUUAAUACUAUUCGCGGAUCCACUUGCAAUAAGAAUACAUUCGCGUGUUUAAACAACAUUGUUUGUGGUUGGCAAGAUUGCCUAGUUGUCACAAAUAAGGGGCCGUCCUUGUUGCUUAAAGCUGUACAUAUCAGUAUUCAACAUAUUUUCGGCUACUCGGAUAUUCCUGAUAAGGUGAUUGAUUUAGUCUUGGCUCAACUCACGGAUCUCGAAGGUGUUCCCGUGACAAGUGAGCAGUUUUUUGAAUACACCUCAUAA